Molecule: messenger RNA, 3672 nt
Organism: Saccoglossus kowalevskii
Lineage: Eukaryota; Metazoa; Hemichordata; Enteropneusta; Harrimaniidae
Biological process (GO): DNA integration
Molecular function (GO): nucleic acid binding; zinc ion binding
Source: RefSeq, a predicted model, not a curated record
AUGACUUCUAGUGUAGAGUUUAAUGCUGAAAGUUUUCUGAAAUCUGCCAGUGUAUGUGUUAAAGAUGUAGAGGCAUUGCGCAAAGAUGAGUUGAAGGCCCUUGGGGAAUACCUAGGUAUUGGUGAAACACUGUCAGGUAUGUUGAAAUCUAAGAUGGUGCGAGUAUUAAGUGAACAUUUGCGGUUAGUUGAGGAGGAGGAGGAAGAGGAGGAAGAGAUGUCUGUUGACAGCCAGGUACUUCUAGCUAAGAUAGCAUGGGAAAAAGAGAAAUUAGAAAGACAAGAACGGGAAAGGGAAAAGGAAAGACAAGAAAGGGAAAAGGAAAGAAAUUUUGAGUUGGAAAAGAUGAGAUUAGAGCAGGAACUUAAUAAAAGUGGUCCUAGUGGGUCAGAGUUUGGGUUUAGAUAUGGUGGUGGUAAAGUUCAGGAAUUUGAUAUGGCUCGGGAAAUUAAACUAGUACCGAGAUUUCAAGAGCAGGACGUGGAUACCUAUUUUUUGUCAUUUGAGAAAAUUGCCAAACGACUUGCAUGGCCUGAACGUUAUUGGACCUUGUUGUUGCAUAGCGUGUUUACUGGAAAAGCUAGCGAAGUAUGUUCCACUCUUGAUGAGGAGCAGUAUUCCGAUUAUGAAUUUGUGAAAGCUGCAGUUCAGUCAGCCUAUGAAUUAGUGCCCGAAGCUUAUAGACAGAGAUUUAGGCAUUUGCAGCAUACUUGUGGGCAAACAUUUGUUGAGUUUGCUAGGGAGAAAGAGCUAGUUUUUGAUAAAUGGUAUAGGUCCCUCCAGGCAGAGAAAGAUUUUUGUAGUUUACGGGAGGUAGUGUUGUUGGAGGAAUUCAAAGAUAGCAUUCCCCUAGAUAUUAAAACCCACCUUGAUGAGCAUAAAGUGAAAAAUAUUAGAAAUGCAGCUGCUGUGGCCGAUGAUUAUGAAUUAACCCAUAAGAAGAGUGUAAAGUCCUAUUCCUCCAGAUGGAAUAAUAGGCGUUCCCGUGGUGCUAAUGGUGCAUUGGACGGUGAGGCUAGUGGUGAGAGUACUAAAAGUCAGUCUGUAACACCUAAACCAGCUGAGAACAAGAGAGUAUGGGAAAAACCUCUUUGUUACUAUUGUAAGAAGCCAGGGCAUGUGAGGGCAGAGUGUUUCAAGUUGAAGAAUGAGAGGCAGUGGAGAAAGCCAGUAGCAUUUGCCAGGGUUAGAGACCCUGUUAGGAAAGUAGUAGGGAGUUCAGCCAUGCCUGGAAAAAGAUGUGGAAUUCUUGAUGUACCUGAAGAGUAUAAAAACUUCGUGUCAAAGGGUGAGGUAUCCCUUGGUAAGGUUAGUGAUAGUAAGCCUGUAGUUAUACUCAGAGACACUGGGGCAGCUCAGUCUUUAAUGUUGGCUGGUGUAUUACCUUUAGAUAAUGUAAAUACAGAUGCCAGUGUGCUGGUUCAGGGUAUUGGAGGUGGUUAUGAGUCUGUUCCCUUGUAUAAUGUCAAGUUGAGGUCUGAUUUGGUCACUGGAGAUGUGACUGUUGGUGUGGUCAAGUCCUUGCCGAUAGAGGGCGUUACUUUUCUACUGGGUAAUGACCUGGCUGGGGGUAAGGUGAGUGUACUCCCCGUGGUUUCUUGUAAGCCUGUGGUUAAUGACAAGACUGAAGAGUUGCUUGAAUUAUAUCCUGGUAUAUUCCCUGCGUGUGUUACUAGGUCACAAACUAGUAAGGAGAGACAGGAUGAGCUGGUGUCAGAGGUAGUGAAGGAAGACUCUGGUGUGUGGUUAGCGGAGACUUUCUUUGGUGAUUUGAAGGAUGGUAGUGAGAUUAAGACUGACUUCAGUCACUCUUCACUAGUAGAGCAGCAAGAAGCAGAUUGCACCUUGAAAGAGCUAAUGGCGAGUGCAUUGAGUGAGAAUGAGGCUGAAAAUCUUCCGAAGUGUUGUUACAUGAAGGAUGGUGUUUUAAUGAGGAAGUGGCGACCUCCCAGUUCCCCAGCUGAUGAGGACUGGACGGUAGUUCACCAAAUAGUGGUGCCUCACUCUUAUCAGCAUGAGAUACUUAGAAUAGCUCAUUCUAUCCCUGUGGCUGGGCACUUGGGUAUAAGAAAGACUGAUGCCAGAAUAAUGGCACAUUUUUACUGGCCCAAAUUACAUAGAGACGUGGUUGACUACUGCAAAACGUGUCAUACUUGUCAGGUUGUAGGAAAACCCCAGCCUGCUAUUAAGCCUGCCCUUUGUGCUUAUCCCAGCAUUUGGUGGAGCCAUUCAGUAUCUGAGGUAGUGCCUUUGAAAACUAUAACUGCUAAGGUAGUGGUGGAGGCAUUGGUGCAUUUUUUUACAAGGUAUGGUCUUCCUAAAGAAAUUCAGUCUGACCAAGGGUCAAACUUUAUGUCUGGGUUAUUUCAGGAAGUUAUGCAUCAGCUGGGGGCGAGUCAGCUCAAAUCCUCUGCUUAUCAUCCCCAGUCUCAGGGAGCAUUAGAAAGGUAUCAUCAAACUUUGAAGAACAUGCUCGGGUCAUACUGUACAGAGUGUCCGGAGGAUUGGGAUAAGGGAAUACCCCUUGUAUUGUUUGCUACUAGGGACACUCCCAGUGACUCUACAGGGUUUAGUCCAUUUGAACUUGUGUAUGGUCAUAAUGUCAGGGGUCCCCUGAAGCUUCUAAAAGAAAAGUUUCUAGUUGCUGAGCCAGAGACCAAUAUGCUAGAUUAUAUAUGCAAGUUUCGAGAACGCUAUUUUAAAGCAGGCGAGAUAGCUGCUGAACAUCUUAAGGUGUCCCAGAAUGUUACGAAAAAGAAGUCUGAUAGAAAUGCAAAAGCACGCCAGUUUAGCCCAGGUGACAAGGUCUUAGUAUUAUUACCGUUAGUGGGUGAGCAAUUAGCUGCUAAGUUUAGUGGGCCCUAUGAGAUUAAAAAGAAACUUAGUGAGGUCAAUUAUUUAAUUAGUACCCCUGAUCGCCGAAAACAUCAACGAGUUUGUCAUAUUAACAUGAUAAAGAAGUAUUUUGAUUGUAAGGGAGAACCCCAUAAGAUGAUAGGUGUAGUUGGUUCUGGUAAUCAUACUUUUGAGCGCGAAGAUGAUCCUGAUCCUGGAGAGUUUGAUAUGUCACAACUGGAUCCACAAACUGCUGUAUUAUCCAAUUCUGAGACCUUAUCCAACUUGUCGUCUUUGUUGAGCUAUUUACCUGAGUCUCAAAGAGAAAGUUUUUGCGAGUUGAUUUUUGAAUUUCAACAUUUGUGUUCUGAUGAAUUGGGUCGUACCACUUUGGCUUGGCAUGAUGUGGAUGUCGGUAAGGCUAUCCCCAUUAAGCAGGCGCCAUACAGACUCAACCCUGUUAAGUUGGCCAAGGUUAGGAAGGAGGUUCAGUACAUGUUACAGCAUGAUAUAAUCGAACCCAGUCAGAGUAGCUGGAGUUCUCCCAUUGUUCUCAUCCCCAAACCUGAUGGUUCUUUGAGAUUUUGUAUUGAUUCCGUACGAAUUGAAGAUUGCAUUGACAAAGUUGGGAAAGCAAAGUACAUCAGUAAAGUAGAUUUACUUAAAGGUUAUUGGCAGGUUCCUCUGACUAAUAAGGCCAAAGAAAUAUCAGCCUUUGUCACGCCUGAUGGUUUGUUUCAUUGUAAAGUUCUUCCAUUUGGCAUGAAAAACGCUCCAGCAACCUUCCAGCGCCUAAUGGAUAGAGUAAUACAAGGUGUACCAAAUUGUGUUGUGUAG